Molecule: messenger RNA, 1861 nt
Organism: Phanerochaete carnosa HHB-10118-sp
Lineage: Eukaryota; Fungi; Basidiomycota; Agaricomycetes; Polyporales; Phanerochaetaceae
Exons: 4
Coding region: 45-1739 (564 amino acids)
Biological process (GO): regulation of cell cycle phase transition; positive regulation of nuclear cell cycle DNA replication
Cellular component (GO): nucleus; Dbf4-dependent protein kinase complex
Molecular function (GO): nucleic acid binding; zinc ion binding; protein serine/threonine kinase activator activity
Source: RefSeq, a predicted model, not a curated record
AGAGCGCGAAGCGGGUGAGGCCCGCACCGGAGUCAUCUCGGACAAUGCGAGACGAGAGGCGACGCGACAUAAGAGAUGCAAGGCCAGACGCGAAAGAAGAGAAAGACAAGAUACGUGCCGCGCGGGAAGCGGAAUUUCGAAUCAAGUACACGCGUGCGUUUCCCAACUGGACUUUCCACUUCGACCUCGAUGCCCAUCAACCUGAGCUGGCUGCUUUGAAGAAUAAGCUCGAACGGCGCGUUGUUCAACUUGGCGCUAAAAUCGACGGCUUUUUCUCUAAGGAGGUUACCCAUCUUAUCACAUGUAGAGCCGAAGAAGUACCUGGUAACAAAGAGAAUUCGCGAGCGCGUGGUGCGCGAGACGGUGGUCUUCUCGGGAGCCCUAUCAAGCUCAAGUCCCGAACUACUCCCUGUGAUAAUCGGGCCUCCGAGAUCGUCAAGAAGGCGCAAGAAUUUGGUAUCAAGGUUUGGGACAUGGAGAAGCUAACAAGCGUGUUGGACCGCUGCCAGGCCCCUCCUAACAAUCUAGUGGCCACACCUGUCUCGGCGUCCGGCCAACACACCGCGAAGCAACUCAGCCGGCUCCUCGAGUCUGAACGACUGCACGGAACAACGGAGCGAGACCCGACUCAGCGACGUCACGACUAUGUCUAUUUCUCAAAGGGCAGCUACUUUGUUCUAAUCGAGGAUAUGCGACAGGAGCUAGCUACCAUCGCUGCUCUGGAAUACCCUGUUCAGAAAACUCGCGAUGGCAAAGAACGCGGCUCCUGGCCUGUCCUCCACUGCCACCCCCGAGCACGCGGACCAUUUAUUGAGUACAAUGAACGCGAGGAGCGCCGGCGCGAGAAGAUGGACCAGGCAGACAAGGAGCGCGAAGAAGAGUUAGCGCGUCGCAAGGCUGAAGUUCGUGAGGAAGAGCGACGCCGAAGAGCCAAACUACAGGCCCAGUUCCAGGCCCAGCGUCAUCGUGACCUCAGACGUGCCGUGUCAAUGCAGAGUCUCAAGCGCCAUACGGAGGAUGUAGAAGAAGAGUUUGUCGACCUCGACGCCGGGUUUGAGGGCGAAGCAGCAGGAUCCGCAGCCGCGUCAGGCUACCUUGCGUCUGGUGCCUAUGUCGCCGCAUCAGGCAACAGCGUUAGCAUCACCUCUGCAGCCGGCACCACAUCCACGACUGGCGUGGCGAUGCGGUCAAUGGCCCUUCCUCCGAGUCUGCGGGAAAAGAUUGAAAAUCAAGUCAUCACCUCGCGACGACUGCCCGAUGCAGGGAAGCGUCUUGGCAAAGAAAACCUGAUGGGUCCACCCCUCGUAGUCCCCGAGCGCCCCCAGCGCACGCUACGUAAGAGCAAGAGCACGACCACCAUGCGUCUGGCUAAGCGCGAGGAGGGCUCGAAGCCUGGGUACUGCGAGUGUUGCAGAGUGAAGUUCGAUGACUUCAAGCAGCACAUUUACUCCAAACGCCACCGCAAGUUCGCCGAGGACGAUAACAACUUCGCCGCUCUCGACGUAGUGCUUUCGCGUGUUCGUCGCCGCACGCUCGAAGAAGUCGAGACUGAGCAGGCCAUGUGGGAUAACAUGGCCGCGCGGCAUGACGAGAGUGACGAUGACACGCUCGACGAGCUCGAAGCGGAUGAUGUUGAAUUCUCGGACGACGACGCGUCGCUAGUGACACCGCCUGCGCACAUCGCAGACGAGAUUCAGUGGAAAGAGUGGGUGGAGGAAGAAGCGUUUGACGAGAUUUAAUACACUCGUUUCCUAACGUAAAGCCCAAUGCCCUGGACUUUUCAUAAGCUAUGCCCCGCCAUGCCUCAUGAGCUAUAACCGCACCCAUGCCAAGUGUACUUGACUUAACGCACUGUAGCAAU